AGGAGGCAGCCGCGGGAAGCCGGAUCACGGUGUCGGUGUACGCGGUCUACCCAGACGGCGUCAGCAAGCCGGGCUCCGGCCAAGUCACGUUUGCAGAAGGGGACACGAUGCGGGAGAAGGAAAGGACUGAGGCAGAGCCAGAAAAAAGUGGAUUCACACCUAGCGUCUUCAGUGGACCCCCCCUGGAUAACAGUGAUCCCACAAUCAUGGAAAUAGAGGAGCUGCCUGUGCGUGAGGAAUACAAGCUCGUGGAUGUCAGAAGGGGCCCCAGCGCAGCGGUCCCCGAGAGCACGGCGUAUGUGCAGAGCCCCGCGCCGGCCACCGAGCUCGUCAGCGACUACCGGCCUCAGCUCUCCGACGGGAACCUGCUGGGCUACGUGGCUGCCAACAUCUACCAAAGCCAGCCCCACGCGCUGCCUCCAGAAGCAGAGACAAAUGUUUUCUUCAGGGAUUACCCGAGUCCCGUUACUUAUUUGUGGAACGCCGAAGGAAUGGAGCAGCAGACGUUCCUGCUGGAAAAGAUUAAUCUCAUUUUAAACAACAAUAGGAGUGGGCAAAACCAUGCGUUUGAUUUAGCGCGGGAGGAACAAAAUACCCUUUUGGGAAACCACGGGGUUGGCUGGUCGUGGCUAAAAGUUCUGCCAAAUUGUAGCUGUUACGCUGCUGCAAGGAAAGUAUGCGAUAAAGGCAACAUGACUGCUAACACCGCUUCUCACGUCCAACCUGGAGCGAAUAUUACCCUCUCGUGCCAGCUAAAGCAACCAAAACAGAAAGAGCAGUGCAAGAUAGCUAUCUUCUUUAACAGUUCUGAACUAAGUAGCAAUUAUGGCAGUUCAGUAAGCACCAGAUUUCUAGUCCGUACAUAUGGCAAACUCACAUUUACCUGCAAAGUAGUUUGUAAUCACAGGAAAAAACUCAUCUGUGGAAUUGAUAUAGAGUCUGGAAAUCCUCCAGAUCAGCCAAAAAAUGUAUUGUGUAUACAGUAUGGGACAGAUAGUAAUCCUACCUGCAGCUGGAGUAAAGGAAGAUUAACAUUCAUCAACACUACAUAUGAAAUAAAGCUAUCGAAUGAGACUGAUAAGUUGUGUUUUUUAGAAGAAAAUGUGAAUAAUAAAUUUGGAUUGCUGGAUCUGAACAUGAAGUUGAAUUUUAACUCCACUUACACAGUUGUGGUUGCUGCCUCCAAUGAACUAGGAAAAGCUCUUUCACAGCCACUCGUGUUCAUGUUGAUAGACAUAGUGAAACCACAUCCUCCCAAGUUUUUAGUGAAAUUUGAGAAUUCUUCUGCAACAAACUGCACAGUUUUUUGGAGUGACGAAGCACAAGCUCAGCACUUUAGACUAAGAUAUCGUUCACUUAACAGUUACAUGUGGAAUAUGGUUGAAAGUUUAAACAGUGAAAAAUGCAAUCUUUAUGGUCUGCAGCCUUAUACAGAGUACGAAUUCCAGGUUAGUUGUAAAAUUCAUCCUGAGAGAGGACUCUGGAGUAACUGGAGAACUUUUCAAACCCGGACUCCGGAAGCAGUGCCUGCCCGGCUCUCAGGUGUUUGGUACAAAAAGCAGGAUAUGGACUCUCAAAUGCAGAACAUUUCUCUUUUUUGGAAGGCUUUAAGCAAGUCAGAAGCAAGAGGAAAAAUCCUGCAGUACACUGUGACCUUUCAAGCACUAAACCACAAUGGCAAAGCGAUAGAAACAGAUGUUACCGUGCAGCCCAGUUACAGCAGAGUCACUCCAAAGAUGGACUACAGCGUAACCAUCACCGCCCAGAACUCCAGGGGCAGCUCCCCUCCCGCCUCCCUUGUGACCAAGCUGCACGUGCAGGAUUUACCUCCUCCACGGAAUGUCUCUGCUAUCGCAAUGGGAAACAACAGCAUCUUAGUCAUCUGGAAGCCUCCCAGUAAGUCUACAGCAUUCCUCAAUGGAUACAUAGUGGAAUGGAUAGAUAUACAUAGAAACAAGAGCCUGGAACCCCAUCUAAACUGGAUAAAACUUCUAGCAUCCAACCUGUCUGCAGUAAUAUCAGAGCACAUAAAAGAUCAUGUGUGCUAUCACAUUGCUGUAUCUGCACUUUAUCAGGACAGAGCUGGAGAAGUGGCAUCAGUUAGGGGAUACUCAAGAGAAAAAGCACCAUCGGUUGGGCCCCAGAUGUACCCAACCCCGCAGACAAAUGGCAUUUUGGUUUCAUGGGAAGAGAUCCCUGCCAACCAGCAAAUGGGCUGCAUUACAGAGUACAAUAUUUACCUCCAAAAAAAGGACAGUAAGGCAGCGCCCGAAGUCUAUGCCGUUCACAACGUGGCUGCCCAGCGCUCGUUUUACAUCGCCAACCUCCAGGACGGCCAGAACUACUUUCUGUGGAUGACAGCGUCAACGGCUGCCGGAGAGAGUCCCCGGGGAAACAGCGAGCUCGUCUGCUUGGAAAGUGCUGCGGACUGGGUGACGGUGGCGCUCGCCUGCUGCGUGGUGCUGCUCCCGGCCUGCGUGUGCGCGCUGCCCCCCGCGCGGAAGGCGUUACGCGUGCUCCUUUCUGUCAUUGUGCCUCAGUGGUACAGCAAAGCUAUUCCCAGCCCUGCUAAUGCUUCGUGGGCUAGGAACUACACCUCUACGAAGGGUGAGCUGAGUUUACCUCCCAGUCCGUUUCUACCCAACGUGAGCAGCUUCGAAGAGCCCAACAUAACCCAGGUGGAGGAGACCUUCGUAAAGACGGACGCUCCCGUUCUCCAGGACAGGGCCCUCCCCAGCUGCACCGAUAGCAGCGGAAACCAGGACUGGCACCUGGAAAGCAGCUUUGAGAAACAGGAGAGCGAGUACAGGCCUCUACCCGGCAUGACCGAUGGAGACGGCUACGAGCAGCAGCUCCCGUACCUGUACAGGAGGAUAGUGGGGGAGGCUCCGGGACAAGCGCCACCCGCCUCGGGCUACCUGGCUCUCCCCGCUCCAGCACCCCCAGCCUACCUGCCCUCGGCCGUGCUAGCGCCCCUCACCGGCGCCGGCCAGGACUACGAACUGGACUGCAGCCCCACCUCCGUUUUCCCACCAACUGCCUUUCUGACGCCGGUGUUCUCCUAUGGAGGGUCACUGACCCUCGAUGCAGUAAAAAUAAACUGCGCUUCCUUCACGAGGUGA
This is a messenger RNA of Tinamus guttatus (white-throated tinamou), 3122 nucleotides long. NCBI's taxonomy places the organism in Eukaryota, Metazoa, Chordata, Aves, Tinamiformes, Tinamidae. The record is from RefSeq and is a predicted model, not a curated record.